AUGCGCUUUGGUACUCUGACAGGCGCGGCCCUGGCCGCUGCCUCUGUCUCUUUUGCGAAGGAGAUGCCCAAGGACGAGGCGCGCGCAGCUGAGCUAUAUGACAGCGGCAAGAUGCACGAGACGAUCAUGGGGAAGAAGAAGGCCUUCUGGAAGUCCGAGAUCGACUCUGGUAUGAUCGACUCGUCGCAAUGGCCCCGGCUCAACUACACCAAGUGUGUAGACGGAAAGGUCGCGGCCAUUCCUGGGGACCCCCACCAUACCUUUCGGUGCAAGAACAUGGAUCUGUAUGACUUUAUCAACCAUGCAGAGCUGGGUUCGCCGUCAUCGGACUCGCAAGGUCGCACUGGUAGCUCUACUUGGGGCUGGACAGAUCCAGAGUCGGGACGAGAGUUCAUUGCCAACGGCAUGUUUGAUGGCACGUCCUUCAUCGAAAUCCUCCCAGAAGGCAAGCUUUUGAAGCUCGGCUUCCUGCCUGCAUUCGCUCCGACAAAUGAUGACGCGUGGUGGAAGGAAAUUCGAACCUUCAAGAACUACGUUCUCAUUGGAAGCGAGCUCGAGGGCCACGGUAUCCAGAUCUUUGACAUGACCAAGCUUCUCGACAUUACUGCUGCCAAUGCUCCCGUCGAGUUUACGAACGAGAAGGACCUGACCGGCCAUUUCGCCGACCUGCCCCUGGGCGCUACCCACAACGUGGUUGUGAACGAAGAACUUGAAUAUGGUGUCGCCGUUGGAGCUCGUCCUCGGAAUGGCGGCUGCUUCGGUGGCUUGAUCUUCUUCGACUUGUCUGAUCCCACCAACCCCGUCAAAACUGGUUGUGACCCCCAAGAUGGAUACACGCAUGAUGCUCAAUGUCUUGUCUACCACGGCCCUGACAAGAAGUACGAGGGACGCGAUAUCUGCUAUGGCUACAACGAGGACACUCUGACAAUUUUCGAUGUCACGGACAAGUCCAACUCAACCAUCAUCUCCAUCACCUCUUAUGAGGGCGCGACCUAUACCCACCAAGGCUGGCUCCUCGACCCCAAGAACCAGGAGUGGCUCUUUAUGGAUGAUGAGUACGAUGAGUACGACGUCAUCGGCCCGGCUCGUGACGGAUAUCCUGUCACGUAUAUCUGGGACAUUCGUUCCCUCGAGAAUCCCAAGAACACUGGCCUAUACAAGGGUAACGUGAAGAGCAUCGACCACAACCAGUAUGUCAAGGACGGACUGGUGUAUCAAUCAAACUAUGGUGCUGGCGUCCGCAUCUACGACGUCUCUUCUGUACCUGAAGACCCUUCGGGUAACAGCGUCUGCGAGAUUGCGUACCUCGAUAUUUACCCCGAAGAUGACGCUCUCCCUGGCGGCGGUAGCCUCGAGUUUGUCGGGUCGUGGGCCUCCUACGCUCUGUUUGACUCUGGCUACAUCUUUAUCAACACCAUCGAGCGUGGCGGCUUCCUCGCCAAGAUGACCAAGCGGGAGGCCUGCAAGCCGAAGAGCUGUAAUGCUGAUAACUGUCUUCGUGCUCUGCGCUCCAGCAACAUCGAGGGCCGCCUCGAGGAGAGCCGGGAAUUCUGUGGAGAAUUCACCAAGACGUUCGUCGCUGAUGUGGCUGUCGUUCCGGAAUAUGCAGUCAAGGCCUGCCCGACUAACGUCAUCUCGCGGGUCUCGUCGGCUUGCUCCUGCCUGCCUACCAGCGCGUCCAGCUAA
Verticillium nonalfalfae is the source of this 1686-nucleotide messenger RNA. RefSeq lists its product as uncharacterized. Lineage: Eukaryota; Fungi; Ascomycota; Sordariomycetes; Glomerellales; Plectosphaerellaceae. The transcript has 7 exons. The record is from RefSeq and is a predicted model, not a curated record. Gene Ontology annotation, cellular component: extracellular region. The coding region runs from base 1 to 1686 and encodes 561 amino acids.